GUUGAUGUCACCAUGCAGCACUAUGGAGUGAACGGCUACUCGCUGCACGCCAUGAACUCGCUGAGCGCCAUGUACAACCUCCACCAGCAGGCAGCUCAGCAGGCCCAGCACGCCCCCGACUACCGCCCCUCCGUGCACGCCCUCACCCUGGCAGAGAGACUGGCUGACAUCAUUUUGGAGGCACGUUAUGGAUCCCAGCACCGCAAACAAAGGCGAAGUCGCACGGCCUUCACCGCCCAGCAGCUGGAGGCCCUGGAGAAGACCUUCCAGAAGACUCACUACCCAGAUGUGGUGAUGAGAGAGCGCCUGGCCAUGUGCACAAACCUGCCUGAAGCCAGAGUCCAGGUCUGGUUCAAGAACCGGAGAGCCAAAUUCCGGAAGAAGCAGCGCAGCCUGCAGAAAGAGCAGCUGCAGAAGCAGAAGGACUGUGAGGGGAGCCACAGUGAGGGAAAGAUGGAGCCGCCUGUGCUGGAGACCCAGGCUCCCACCCCAGACACUGAGAAGGUCCAGAGCCUCCCCAGUGAGGUGGGCACAGACCUCAACCUGACCCUGUCGGAGCAGUCUGCCAGCGAGUCGGCACCUGAGGACCAGACCGACAGAGAGGAGGAGUUCAAGAGCACCUUGGAUGAGGCCAAAGUGGACAAGAGCCCUGGUGUGGACAGCAAGACUCUGAACUGCAAGAGAGCGAGCCCAAAAGCAGAGUCCCCUAUCAGCGCGACUGUGACACCUUCGUCCAGCAGUGGCCUGGCUCAGACUCACUCCUACUCCUCCUCUCCCCUGAGCCUCUUCCGCCUGCAGGAGCAGUUCCGCCAGCACAUGGCAGCCACCAACAACUUGGUCCAUUACUCCUCCUUUGAAAUGGGGACACCGUCUGCCAUGCCCUACUUGGGCAUGAACGUCAACAUGGCCCCGCUGAGCUCCCUGCACUGUCAGUCCUACUACCAGUCGCUGUCCCACGCUCAGCAGGUCUGGUCCUCCCCCAUCCUGCAGGCCUCCAGCUCCCUGCCAAGCCUGAACAGUAAAACCACGAGCAUUGAGAACCUGAGGCUGCGGGCAAAGCAGCACGCGGCGUCCCUUGGGCUGGACACCCUCCCCAACUGACUGCCCGUGAGAAGGUGCCCCAGAGGCUGGCACCACACACGGCUCUCCUCGAAUCCCCACGCACCCCCACCUCUUCCUGGAGUCAGGUGCUCCCUUGCAGGGAAAACUUUGCGUUUGUUCACGUCUUAUUAGCACCACGGUUGCGUCAGACAUUGCUGCUGGCCUGGUCUUCACUGAAUAUUUAAUGAGGAAGGGGGAGAGGAUCUGUGUUUAGACAGAUGAACUGUCCUCUGGACUGCCAUGAGUUCAGCCUGUAACACCCAGGAGGAGUCCCUUCUCCUCAUCCCCUCGAUAAGGUGCCAACUGUGUUAUAUUCACCUUUUAUUUUGUUGUUGCUGUUACGUUCUUUGGGGGAGAAAGAGUUCCUGCUUUGUCUUGUAUAUAGUUUAUAAUGUUGACAGCACCCAUCACCUGUGUGUUACUGUCAGUGUUACAGAACUGUGACCUCUUUUGCUUUUAUUCCCCUUUCCUUUUCAAUUUUAGUAGCUAGUAUCAGAGUUACAAAUCAGCCAUCAUCUUGACCUCAGCUGGUAGCUAGUUGAUCUUCUUGGGUCAGCAUCCUAAAGGUGUUCAUGAGGAAGAGACAUGACCGUGCACUUCACCACUCCACUUCUCCCUUCUCUGAUAAAGCUAAAUUUUUAACAACUGGGAAAUGAUCUGAAGGUGAAUUUCCUGUUUAAGCACUUCCUAUAAGGCAAGCAUUUUUCUUUUUCUUCUUAAUAGCACUUGCUCAAAGAGGACAAUAUAUUGGCCAAAUGCUGCUGGCUGGGAGAAAAUGAAGACCAAAUUUGCAGAUUAUUUUUGAUCUGUAUUGUUUCCUCUUUGAUUUUCAGUGAAGUGUAAACUUUAUUUACAAGUUACGGGGUUUUCUUUAUGGAAAACAUUUUGGUCUUACUUUGACAAUAGAUGGUAAUUAAAAUUUCGUAUGGACUCCUGGUGUGUUCACACACCAUGAAUUUUAUGGUUCUUUGACAAAAAACUUGAUUAAUGCAAGCUGUGUCUAGGAAAAAAUCUCUGAUCACCAAACUCUAUUCUCAAGCCCUCAGUCCAGAAAGUGGUUUUCAAGUGAAAAUGUAACAAGUGAAAAAUGCUGAAGUGCUGGAGGCAAAGCAAGUGUAAGCAGGGGCUUUAUAUUCUUUUGGGAACUGAGGGGAGAUAGAUGAACUUGGCAAAAAUGCAAGGUUUGCAAGUAACCAAAAUUCACCAGCUUCAGAAUUAUUGCACUGAACAGUUUCAGUCUCAUUUCAUUGGAAUGACCCAUCAUUCACCCUUAGGUGGUUUUUCUUGUUGAGAAGAAGUAUUUCUGCCAAUUUAAAUCACUUUUUUUUUUCCUUUUUUUUUUUUUUUUUUUUUUUUUUUGCCUGACCAAAUAAACAUUUUGGACUCACUGCUAUUCCUUUGAGCAUUAAGGAGGGAUGGUAUUCAGAUUGCUUCUCUAAUAUUGCCUAGGAUCAAAAAAUCCAGAGUGACUCUGGGGCAGGUGCUAUGUUUGUGUCCUGAGAGUUCGACUGGGUGUGUCACUAACAGCCUGGGCGGAUCUGUGCUGCCUCUCUGCAAAUAAUCCAAAUUUAUUUAACCUGAAGUGUAGACCCACAGCCACCCAAGCGUGGCCACUCUGACUCUCACCUUGCUUCAUACUGGGGUUCAAAUUACCUAUUGAAAUGUGGAUGGAAAGAGUGUUUUCAGCUACAUUGUUAUUUCUUGAAAAAGCAUCUAACUCCCACAAACAGAGAUGUAAGAACAGCUGUUUGAUGGGAAAUCAUGGUUUAUCCCUCAUAAAGUUGUAGCAGGAGAAGACCUCUGGAGGGGGCAGCUCAUCAACUGCACCAGCUUCCAAGGAAAAUGGAGUGUCUUCCAUAAAUAUUUCUGUUGUGCCAAACACUUCAGUUUGGGGCUUUUCUCUCAUGCUUUAGUUUUCCUGACUGUGUCAAAUCAACCACCGUGACCGUCAGAAUUCUCCACUUUGCCAAAAUCAAGCGUAUUUGUAGGAAGCAGAUUUUUGGCUGCCACUUUCAAAGGAGUCUGAGUAAAUUAAAACCACCAAAGCACAUUUACUCUGUCCAAAAAGAAAGUCCCAGCUUUCUUUUUUUGCUGUCUGUCACCCAAACCAGGGACACCCAAACAAAGCUUUAAUUUUCCUCCUCCUUCCUUGAAAGGCUCUAUUCACCUAUAUUUUUUUUCUGUGCCCUGCUGACCUCUGCACCAUUCUAGGCUGUGGAGUUGCUUUACCAGAGCAGAGCAAACAAAAAUUUAAUUAACACCCCUUCUGAUGUUGUUCCCUGGUGCCAGUGAACAAGUGAGGUAAUUGGGUGUGAGAUCAAAUCUGCACUUGAGCUCUUUUUUAAUUAAUAAAAGGUGCCCAUGAAUCUGCAGCUCAUGUCAGUGGGUGUCUGAGGCAGAGAGCAGAGGGCUGCAGUCGCUCUUGCACCAUCCCAGGGAACACGGGCAUCUCUUCUCUGCCCAUGGGGCUGCAGAGGGAGGCAUCAGCUCUCACCAGGGCACACACAGCCUUCCCAUGGCUCACCAUGGAUACCAUGGCAUCUGCCACAGGAAGGUCAGGAUUUAUGUCCUGGAUUUAUGGCCUGGGUUUAUGGCCGGCUCCUGCAAGGCGAGGACAGAGAGCACAGGAGAUAAGCUUGAUCCAGCACUAGAUUUGCCAUGAUCCUCUGGAGGAGGACAAGACCUUCCCCACUGAGCCAAGGAGGGAAAUUCUUCCCUGUGCCUCAAUGCAAAAAUUAAUUUUAACAUUCGCAGCCUUCACACGUCUGAGCAACCCUGGAGCCUGACCCCCUUCAUCCCUGUGUUCUGCUCAUCUCCUUCCUCACUUCCUCACAGAGGCUUGGAGCUGCUACCAGGAAUUUCCCCAGUGGAGCAUCUCUCGCCCCAUUAAAAACCAACAUUGGGUUGAGGCUCAGGAAGGAAACUGGGAAAGGAGACAAUCAGAUCUGCAUCAGUCCACAGGGGUAUUUGUUCAGCACCCUCCUCCUCUGCCUCUGCGAGGAGCAGCAGUUGACUGAGGUGCAGCUGCUCCUGGAUCAGGGCAUGUGAAUAAUUCCCAGCUGGAGAUAAUUCCUCCUGUUCUGAAUCAGGAUGAAAACACCUAAAAUUUAAAAGUAAACAUAAAAAAAUUUAGGAGAUUUCCUUAAAUACAGAUGAGUCCCUGAGGUAUUUUAUGCAAAGUUUGGGGUUUACUUUUUUACUAUAAACAUCCCUGAGGGAAGUGAGCUGUCCUGAAAAGCCAAAAUUUAUUUGGAAAUGCAAAAAUGCAAGAAUCUAGGCUCACAGCUUGCAAAAGUAUAAUAAUUAAUUAUCUGUCAAAAGUGAAUCUUCCCUGCAUAUUGUUGUAGGGUCACUGAGCUCUUGGGCUAUUUCUGACCAAAAGAAAUUUAUGAACAAACAUAGGGAGAAACUCCCCCUUCAGUAUAAUCCUGUGCAUAUAUUGGGAAGGCUGAAAGAACUGAUUCUGCAUCAUUCCUCUUUGAACUUAGCAAAGCAGGAUGUUUCUCCAAGCAGGAAGAGCCCCUGCAAAUGUGGGAUUUGGGAUGUGAGCUCUGCUUGUCCCCUUUCCUUCCACCAGCCACAGCCAUUUAGGAAAAUUAAGUCACUGAUGAGUCUCAGAAUCAAAAUAGAUUGACUUUCCCCUCCUCACUUCCAGACAGAGAUCUGACACUUCUUAACAAACGUUUUAGUUGGAUAUAACGUGGCUUCUUCCAUCCCAGGCAUAAAAUGCUUGGGGUGUAACACAGAGAUCCUACAACUGAACUGUUACAGGGGGACAAAAAGUUCUCCAUCCCCUCUGGAUGCUGUGCCAGCCUGGUGCCAGGGCAGGGCGGUCCCAGGACAGCUCCACCCACGGGGAGGUGAAAUGUAGAAAGGAAAGACACAUUCCAUUUUCUGUGAGGCAGAUGAUCAAGUUGUUUUUUUUAAUGUAUGAAAGGAACGCCAAACAAAUGCACAGCGUGGAACGAAGGCCAGGAAAAGAAGUUGCCCAAUCCUUUAAAAACAGUGGUGAAAAAUCUGGAAAAAGUCUUCCUAUUUGGAAACAGGUUAUAGAUCUGGAGAUUUCCUCUGCCAAUCUUUUGCCUUUCCUAUGGCUUUGUUUCCUUCGCCUCUCCUUGGUGAACCAGCUACAGCUCCAAACCCUCCUUAGCGAAUUUAUAAAGGUUUUAUACACGGUUCUUGCAGCAUCAAGUCCCAGGAGAAAAUCAGCCAUGAUUUUGAAGGCAAAAAUUUGCAAUUAAAUGUCUUCUACAUUGCAAGUGAAGUCUAAUAAGUGUUAAUUAAAAAAAAAAAUUUAAAAAAAAAAAAAAGGAAAUAUUUAAACAGUGCAGGAGAAAUGCUAAAUGAGAAAGUAUCCAAUAAUGAUGCUGGGAGGCUGAAAGGAAACUUCCUUUUUUUUUUUUUUUUUUGACUUUUUAACUUUUUUGGCUGAGAAGGGGAAAUGUUCUUGAUGGUGAAUGUGGGAAUAAAGGGAGAUAGUUUUUUUUCCCCUGUAUUUCCUCCAAGAAAAAUCAUCAUUUGCUGUGUAGGAAACAAAAGAAAAAUACUGCCAAAUAUGAAAAUAACCAUCAGCAAACAGAUCCCUCCACAUUUCCUUUCUCAUUUAGAUUUUUCACUAUGUGAAGAAUUUUAAUGAGCUCUAGGUAUGUGUUGCCACUGCAGCCAGCCAGAGAGAUGCUCAUUUUUGCUGAAGAAAAACCAAAGUCAUGGACACAGACAUGGGAACUGUAAUUAUUUCUGUCCCUGUGUUCCAUGUGUGGUACUUCCACUGACAUGACAAUUUUGAGCAACAUCAGGACAUUUCUGAAGAGUUCACACAUAAAGGAUUAAAUAAACCUCUCUAGAAAAGGAAUGCAAAUUAAAAUCCACCAUAUUCUAUUAGUUUAAUUACAGUAGCUAUGAAAUGUAAUUCAAUUAAGUUUGAAAAAAGUCAAUUACAGAACUUUCCUGCUGGUUUUACAAGCUGUGUUGAUUUUUCUUUUCUUCCCUUCUUAGCCCUCCAUGUGCCCCUUGCUGUUUUUUUAUGAUCUGUUCUAGAGCAGCAUAAUACAUCCAAAUUUUUUUUUUCUUUUGAGUGAAAAAAAGCUAUUUCUCUGCAUAGGUCUGGUCUCAGCCCAAAUCUGUAAUGGAAGGAUAAGAAGAGGUUGGUGCAAUAAACAACAAAAAGAAAAACCCCCAAAAAUUUCAGCAAUGCAAGAUCAAACAAACAAAAAAAUCCCCUGCUCUGCCAUGCGGCUGCGACUCUCCCACCGUGGUACAGCCCAGCCCGGCAGGGAUGAAGGUUCCCUUCCCUGCUUCCCACAGACUUUGGGGGUGCUGUUUGCUCCCCAGCUGCUCAGGCAGCAGCAUCCACAUCAUCCCUGGCUGGCCUGAGCUCCUGGGGAAGAAAUGCAAAGGCUGAGGUGCACAAAUUCGGACCCUCAUCACUUGUCAGAGUGGAAUUACUGCACCAGUUUCACUGGAGCACAGCUGGGAACAACACUUAACCCCCACACUGAUUUGUAAAGAAUAUACAAUUUUCUGUUUAUUAACCCAAAAAAAAAAAAAGCUAUUAUAUUUUUAAUAGUCUGGGUUCCAGGCUGGAAGUCCUCUUCAAAACCUCUCCAAGACACAGAUUAAACCCAUAGCAAGUUAAAUGGUGCAUCUGUGCCCUAUGAAUGGCCAAAGCCUUUUCUAACUGCUCUGCCAGCUGAGCGGGGCCAUCCCAUAAAGCAGAACCUUAGAUGCAUCUGUGCAAUGGAAAAUAACUUUUUAGUUCAUUUUCUCAUGCCAGGAGGCAAUCAGUUUAUUCUUCUUUUUUCCCCAGGUUCUGACCCAAGGUGUACAGUUAGCUCCAAAGUGUAUCCGUGUUUGUAUGUCAAACCCAUCUUGCAAAGGAACAAAGGCUUUUAAAUUGCAAAAAGGAAAUCAAAGUAAUAUACUGUACAGAUCGCUGUAAAAUUGAGCUGUAGUGUAAGACCUUGUGCUUUAGAAUUCACUAUUGAGGAACUCAAACGUGUAUCAUAUUUAUUUAUUCUGGUAGGUAAAAGAAGAAGAAGAAAAAAAAGAGUUUAUAUUCAUUUCUGAAAAGCUGCAGCAUGAUGCUAUGUACCAAUUGUGCCAGUCCUGCUUUCUGUAAAAUUAUUGCCUGUUUUCAUACUCCGCUAAUAAAAAGGAAAAAAAAAAAAAAAAGAAAAA
Molecule: messenger RNA, 7278 nt
Organism: Taeniopygia guttata (zebra finch)
Lineage: Eukaryota; Metazoa; Chordata; Aves; Passeriformes; Estrildidae
Source: RefSeq, a predicted model, not a curated record